GUGUCACGUGGUUCGCGUCAUGGUCGUCGUCAUGGCAGUUCACUCUCGUAAAUUGACGUCGCCGUCGUAUAACGUCAGUUAUCUUUGUGCUACAAGAUGUUGAGCUCCGGGUUACUUACCGUAAAGAGGCUCUGAUCUUUACCAAGAGUCGCAACGGGAAUAAAGAAGAGUGUUCAAAUUCAAGCUUGGGGCAGGUGUAUUCCACAUACACCUGAUGAUGGGUUUCUGGCAGCCGGUGACCAACCUUCGAGAUUAUGUAUCCCAGAAUCCUCCAGGGGUUACAUUUUUCCUCUGGCUGUUGACUCUCGCUAUCUCCUUUAUCUGCCUCAGCUCUUACAGCUACACACAUACUCUGCCUAACCCUGACACAGCAGAGGACUGGAACCUUCUACUGUCCUCAUUAUCUCAGUUCCAGCUGUGUGUGAAAGCCAACACAAGUUCACCUGAGCUUGUAUUGCCAGUCCCCUCUGCUCUGAUGGAUCGAGACACUUCAGUUAACUCUACAAAGACUCCCUCUCUCACCACUCUGCGGGUCAAGGUUCCUCUGGCUGUGACUUCUGACUCAAACAGUGGCUCCCUGAACUACCUUGGUUUACACACUGCCUUGAGAGCCAGUCAAUUACAUCUUAGAGGCAAUCAGAUUGUUAACAUGACUCUAGAGUUUUUGUCUGGAAAUGAUACCUACACCUGUCUCACCAUAAGUGCUCCAGUGCACCUGCUGCCCAUGAGUCUACUUCCGCCAGAGUGCCCUGUAUUUGAGAACAAAAUUUCACCCAUCCAAGUGGAGGCGGUCAACCAGCUGCCUACAGCAUCACAAACCUGCUACAGUCUUCACUCAAUGAAUGACCCGACACUGACUGUCAUGUUAACACAGGAGGAGCAGAGCGUGGCAGUGCGACAUCUGUUGGAAGUCAGUGCGUGUCUCCUCGGAGUUUGCUUGAUACUCUGUGUAGCUGCUAGUAUGACACAUUCGCUAAUACGCCGCUACCAUUGGAGUGAAAUGGAUCUGCAAAAAGAGCCCUUGAUGGACAGCUGAACAUUUUUCAUCUCCUGUGUCCGAAAGAAAUUUGUUGGUGGUGGAAAAAGGUGCGAUUUGUGUCAUUCCUUUUUAAAGGGGCACCCCACCCAAAUUUACAUAAGAAACAAGUUUACACGUCAUGGGGAGUAAGUCCUACUCAGCCUAACGGCUUCUGUUCUGGGGGCAGCUUGUUAUCGUCUGAGAAAUGAACCCUGUUAAUGUCAUUAGGGUUAUCUCUGCUUGGGUUUGAAGACUAAAUAUUUAUGUAGCAUCGAGCGAAGUGAAGAUAUUUCAUAUUUCUGAAUCAAUUCUGAACAUUUCUAAUACGUGUCUCACAAGUUUCUCAACUUAAAGUGCAAUACUUAAUUAGUGGUGCAUCCCUGUUAUAGGACAAUGUUGUAUCAUACAAUAUCCAAAACAGAGAAAUGGUGUGAUAGAGGAGGUGUAUAUUAAGUAAUGGGACCAUGGUGUGAAGGAAAUAGCUCUUAAACGUGUGUGCAUGUACAUUACCAGUAUUAUGAACUGACAUGUCAUGUAGACUCUGAGAAGCUCACUCUGUCCAUGAGCUCAGAAACAGAUAACUGGUCCAGAAGGUAUAUCCUGUUUUCAAACAUUAUUUUCCUAGUUUUAAUAUGAAAAUAUGAAAAGUUUAUAUUAAGGUACCCAACAACGGUUUAAUUUGUCCUGCCAAAUGAAGGAAAGCUAUUAAAGUAACCCUUUAGGCUUGAUCUAUGUGCACAUACAGUACUAGUUAUUAUAAACGUUUGCAGUUACUCAUCUAAAGUACAAUGAAGCCUUACAAACUUGGCUACAUUACUGAAUGUCUCCUCUUGGGAUCAAUAAAGCUGUAUGUUAUUAGUGUUGUGGCACUCAGGACCAGUAAAGGAAUAGGGAGAUCUAGAAAUCAAAAUGUGACUAGGCUAUGUAUUUGAUUCAUGGUUUUAAUGUUUCUUUAGAAAAAAAACAGUUCAAAUAUACCAUACCUGACAUUACUAGCAUUUCCAAAUGUAUUAUUUAGGAUUUUUUUUGGUUUCUUUUUUAAUGCAGUAUAAAAAUCAACCAGCAGAUACUUGAUUAAUUUGCUUUACAUUUGUUCAGAUUAUGCCAGAUUCAUCAUUGUCCAAGUGACCUUAUUGUGUAGAAAUACACAAAAGAAAGGACCAACUGCCAAAAUUGUCUGUAUUGUCAAUGAUGAUCAGUUGUUAAACACACAAUAAACACAAAUGUCUCCUCUAAA
Cyclopterus lumpus (lumpfish) is the source of this 2255-nucleotide messenger RNA. RefSeq lists its product as uncharacterized. Lineage: Eukaryota; Metazoa; Chordata; Actinopteri; Perciformes; Cyclopteridae. The transcript is spliced from 7 exons. The record is from RefSeq and is a predicted model, not a curated record. Bases 215 to 1036 code for a protein of 273 amino acids.